GCCUGAAUGCGCCUUGCGCCAAUUUCGUUUGACGGCAGUCGCUCGCUAGCAGGUGCGUUGUGCGCGCGUGCGUCCGCCAUCUUUGUAUAACAGCUGAUAUUGCCGCCAACGCGAUCUUGUUUCAAGCGUUCUGUAGAUACGAACCCGAUUUGCAGUAGAUUUUAAAUGCACAAACAUUUUGAUUGAGUGCAGUGACUUAAUAAACGGACUAAUGAAGAUGACAGUUAAUCGAAUAAGAGUUGUGGUGCUGGGGAGCGCGCGCUGCGGCAAGUCCGCCGUGGUGGUGAGGUAUUUAACGAAGAGAUACAUCGGCGAGUACAGCUCCACUGGCGAUUUCCUGUAUCAACAUCGGGUGGCGUUCGACGGCGCCACGUCUGAAGUGGAGGUCUUAGAUACGUGCGGUUGCGCCAAACGUGGAUGUUUGGCGGAGCAUCUGCGCUGGGGCGAUGCGUUUGCAGUGGUAUACUCUGUGUGUGACCGACGGUCGUUCUUGGCUGCUGCAGAGCUGCUCGCACUUCUAGAAAGAACCCGCCUGCCCGGCUGCACCGCCGUCACCCUGCUCGGCAACAAGCGCGACUUGGAACAUGCCAGAGUUGUCAAAGCGGAGGAGGGUCAGGAGUUGUCGCUGCGGUUCGGCUGCCAGUUCUACGAGGUGUCGGCGGCGGAGUCGUGCGCGGGCGCCGCGCUCGCCUUCCACGCGCUGCUGCGCGAGGCGCGCGCGCUCGCGCUCUUGCUGCCAGCGCCCAGACGCAAGCUCGCCGCAUAUUCUGUGUCUAAGGUAAUCGGCAGCAUCCUGGGCUUGAGCAACAAAAGCGUAAGGAAGAAACGACCAUCACUCAGCAUAUGAUCUGUCGGCCCCGCCACUACUGGAUCUUGUUUACUCCGUGACAGGAGUUUUGUUUUUAUUUCUGUGCUCCCACAGAAAGCUUUGUUAUCUCUGUCGAUACGGAUCGAAGGGAUUUGUCUGCCGGGCCUGCGACGGAGCUAAGGUGGAUUUACGAUGGCUGCAAAGAUGAGAACACAUAAAGAUUGACACUAGGAAUUGAUACGUGGAAAUAUGGCCCCUCUGUAGCCUGUUUACUCGUAAUGCACAGUGUGCCGACGUUUUAUUAUACCUACGUAAUUCAUAUAACUGUAAUAUAUUGAAUGGGUUAUCUCCUUAAUAAAGUAUGUAAUAGUGUGCACGGAAGUUAUGUUUAUAGCAGUAAACGUAAGAUCGUGUUUGUACCCUUUUAGUAGACUGUAAAGUGGCCUUUAAAUAUAUUCAUUAGAGCUACGCGAAGUUCUAUUUAUUCAAUCAUUGUAUUAUAAAUUCCCAUGAAUAUCAAGCAAUAUGUGUGUAUUAUAAAUUAUGAUGUUGUAACUGUAGAUAAGAAUCUGACUGAAAUAUGGUGUACUUACUUAAUGGAUUGAAAAGACAUUUCUUCUAAAGUUUCGAUAUAAAAUUUGAAUUUUGCAAUUUAGUUAAGUGGUUUUGAAGUUGCAUAAAGUUACAUGAAAUGUUAAGAUUUGUACUUAAUAUUAAGAGGCUUAGCUCAAGUACUUAUGUAAAAGUGUUUGUUGAUUAAAAUCUUAAUGGUCAUUAUCAUUUCUUUGAUGUUUGGUAACGUUUGAUUGAAAGUUUCUUGCACUUAACUUUUUCCCCUACAAUGUAAUUUGGAAGGUUUGUCUGGUUAAGUAUGUAAUAUCUUAUUAUUCGUUCCAUUGAUAUUAAAUUGCACUGUCUACUUCGAUGCAUAGUACCUAAUAGAAAUAAGACUGUCCUACAUUUAAUAUAUAUUUGAACUAUUUGAUGCCUUAAUCAUAGUUAUCUAUUGUUGUUAUAUAAUAAUGUGCCAUUUUGACGAACAAAUGAUCUUAUAUUUAUCAAUACAAAUUCAAUAAAAAAAUAUUAAUGUUUA
Molecule: messenger RNA, 1901 nt
Organism: Helicoverpa zea (corn earworm)
Lineage: Eukaryota; Metazoa; Arthropoda; Insecta; Lepidoptera; Noctuidae
Product: ras-related and estrogen-regulated growth inhibitor-like protein
Exons: 6
Coding region: 212-847 (211 amino acids)
Molecular function (GO): GTPase activity; GTP binding
Source: RefSeq, a predicted model, not a curated record